Molecule: messenger RNA, 933 nt
Organism: Gracilinanus agilis (Agile Gracile Mouse Opossum)
Lineage: Eukaryota; Metazoa; Chordata; Mammalia; Didelphimorphia; Didelphidae
Product: olfactory receptor 10J1-like
Exons: 1
Coding region: 1-933 (310 amino acids)
Biological process (GO): G protein-coupled receptor signaling pathway
Cellular component (GO): membrane
Molecular function (GO): G protein-coupled receptor activity; olfactory receptor activity
Source: RefSeq, a predicted model, not a curated record
AUGAAGAGAGAAAACUAUUCAGAGGUGAGUGAGUUUAUUUUUCAAGGGUUCUCCAGCUUUCAGGAGCACCAAAUUAUACUUUUUGUGGUGUUCCUUGCUCUGUACAUCUUAACCCUUGCAGGUAAUACCAUUAUUGUGGUCAUCAUCAGCAUGGACCGUCACCUCCAUACUCCUAUGUACUUCUUCCUAAGUAUGCUGUCCGUGUCUGAGACCUUAUAUACGUUGGUCAUUGUUCCACGGAUGCUGGCUAGCCUCACUGGUCUGAAUCAACCCAUCUCAUUAGCAGGUUGUGCCACUCAGAUGUUUUUCUUUAUCACUUUGGCCAUCAACAACUGCUUUCUGCUCACGGCAAUGGGAUAUGACCGUUACGUGGCCAUCUGUAACCCCCUGCGGUACACGGUAAUCAUGGACAGAAAGACGUGCGCCAAACUGAUAUGUGGCGCGUGUAGCAUCGGUCUUACCGUCGCCACAGUUCAGAUCGCCUCUGUGUUCAGGCUGUCUUUCUGUGAAAGCAGGGUGCCUCAUUACUUCUGUGAUAUCCUCCAAGUGAUGAAGCUUUCCUGUGUGGACACCACUAUCCAUGAUAUCAUCAACUUUAUCAUUAGUUCAUUGGUGAUUGUGGUACCCAUGGCUUUGGUCUUCAUCUCCUACGUCCUCAUCAUUUCCACAAUAUUAAAGAUUGCUUCUGCUGAGGGGAGACAGAAAGCCUUUGCUACGUGUGCCUCUCACAUCACGGUAGUCAUUAUUCAUUACGGAUGUGCUUCUAUUGCUUACCUCAAGCCCAAGUCAGAAAACACCAGGGAUCAGGAUCAACUGAUUUCGGUGACUUAUACUGUUUUCACUCCUCUGUUGAACCCUGUUGUAUACACUCUGAGGAAUAAAGAGGUCAAAGAUGCCCUGCGCCGGGCUUUGGGAAGGAAACCCCUCUCCUGA